CGGGGAAGGUGGUGGCCCAGCAGCCAUUUUGCGGAGGCGGGGCUCCUCCUGCCGGGCGGGACCGCCUCCCGCCACGCCGGGCGCCGCCAUGGCGGACUGGGGGCGAGGACAGAAUGCGGUUGCCAUGGAGGAUAUGCUGGACGUGGAAAACAAGCGCAUGGCAGAGAGCCUGGCCAGCAAAGUCACCAGGCUGAAGUCGCUGGCUCUGGAUAUUGAUAAAGAUGCAGAUGAACAAAACCGAUACCUGGAUGGCAUGGAUUCAGAUUUUAUGAGUGUGACAGGCCUGCUGACUGGCAGUGUGAAGCGUUUCACCACCAUGACACGGUCCGGGAGGGAGAACCGCAAGUUACUCUGCUUUGUUUCUAUAGGACUGAUUGUUGUUUUCUUCAUCCUCUACUAUCUUGUGUCCAAAAUGGGGACUUGAUCUUGGUUCUUGUGCAGCAGUUUCACUGAACUAAAAUUACGUGAUUGACAGACUUUUUCAGAGCCUUUCUAGGUCUGCCAUGCUUUGGGAUCUUUGGGACUUCCCAACAGACAUUCCAAAUAACUUUUCACCAGUGUUUUGCCAAUGUUCUUGAAGAUAAAAUGAGUAUUCUAAUGACAGCACAGUCACCAGCUCCAGAUGAGGUCCCCACGCCCACACAGUGGCAGUUGUGGGUCACAGAAUGAUCCAAAGCACAGGCAUCUGCCCUCAAAACCUCCAGCCCCAUAUGUUUCUGCACCAGCUCCUUGAGCUGGGCCAGUGCCUGCGCCAGCCCCCCUCUCCAUCCACCUAGUGCAGUACACCCCGAGUUCAAUACACCCCAACACUUCCAUCAUUAGCAUCACCUUCUCUAUGUCCACCGAGAACUUGGCCAACAGUUCAUGACUGGUUCCAAGCAAUGGCUGAGACACGUGUUCUUCCACCUGUACUUUAUGCUGCAGCUUCUGAGGGUGUCUCCAUCCUUGGGGGGCUGUCCCUGUGUCACCCGUGUGGUGGCAGUGGCCAACAGCUCCAGGAGGGCCUUCUGGUAGUCAGUGAGGGCAUCCUACAGCAGCAUGGUACGGACCCUUUCCCACUUGUGCAGCCACUUUCUGGUGCAGUCCCGUAAGCUGUCCACCAGGAACGUGGCAUGCUCGUGGAGCUCGCUGCAGAGGAAGAAAUGGCACAGCAGGCAGACAAACAGGCAGUUGUCACUGUCACAUGGUAAUGCCAUGUCACUGUCACGAUGAGGGUCCUACAGGCACAGUUACAGUCUGGUGGCAGUGCAGUGAAUGCCAAACACCACCAGGUACACUGGGUGACAGUUGGCCAUAGCGCCUCCGGGAGAAUUCCUCGAUCAACAGCCCUGCAAACUCCACCUCCGAGUCUUUAUCCAGCACCACGACUAACAAGCAGCCUUUGGAGCACCCAGUGAAUAGCUCCAUCUGAGCAGCCAUGUUCCACAGCACCUAUGGAUCCUGCAGUGCCCGGAUACAGUGUGGCUGCACCUCCACCUGCUUGUCAUACAGGGUCCACCCCAAGUACUUGAGCUGUCCAUCGGUGAGGAAUGAUGCUGGGAAGUGCUGCAUUCACGUCCUCAACUCCUCCAUCAGGCCACCGAGCAGUAAACCACUGUACAGGACACUGCACCACAGGGCCACUGCCAUACACAGCAUCAGGGCUGUAUCUGCAGGGACAGCAGGUACUUGGACAAGUGCUCCUGGAAGAGCUCCGUCAGCCACUGGAUGAUAGCGGUGUUGUCCACCUCCCACAGCAUCACUCUGUCACCAUCCCUUGGCAGCUGCAGGAGUGGAUGAUGAAGGUGAGCAGCUGCAGGAACACGGUGGUGUGGUUGUGCCUGUAGCCCUCCAGCCACUCAUCAGCCACCGUCUGGACAGCCGCCUGCCAUGCAGUGACCACUUGAUUCUAACUGGAUUUCCACAUAUCACAUGGUUUUGAUGUUCAUGCCUUUAUUUCUUGCAGCCAAUUCUUAAGGGAUACUUUUGUCUUAUCUCCAUUACUGAUAUUUGCCAAAUCUGACAAAUCCAGACAUUUGUCAAUACAAGUUUAAUAAAUCAGAGCUUUGGAAGCUGCAAAGUUUAGGGUGAUGAUUUAUAAACUUUGGAAUUAUGAACGUGCAACUUAGUCCAGUGCAGCCACUAAGCUCUUAGACAUAAGGAAAAACUUCUUCUCUCAGAGUGGUGAGGCACUGGAAUGGCUGCCCAGGGAGGUGGUGAAGCUGCUGACCCUGGCAGCAUUCAAGAGGUGUCUGGAUGAGGAGCUACAAGAUCUGGUUUAGUGCUUGUGGUAAUGGGAAGACGGUUGGACUAGAUGAUCUUGUAGGUCCUUUCCAACCUUGUGACUGUAUGAUUUUUGUGCUUGGUCUCAGUUUCCUGUUGACUUGGAGACCUGUUAAUAUCCUUGGUGUCAGUGUUGAAAUGAAAUCUGUAGUUUUGAAAUGAAGUUAGCAUUAGGUACUAACCCCGAUACUUUCCAGUGGUUUCAGCGAUGAAAGAGUUGCUGAGGAGCACAACUUUGACUGCUCGCUUGGUCUUCAUCAUCCAUCUAGGUAAAGCUUUGAAUGGACCCAACAGGAAGGCUGAGUCAGAGUCCACAAGCUGCCUUGAUUUGCACACGUAUAGAGCAAAAGAUUUUAAGAGGACAGAUGAGAAAGCUAAUUACAGCCUUGUUACAGUAAAUUUCAGGUAUUAGAGCACCCUGCUAUUAAAGCACUUUGAAAGGUGCGGCUGAGGUCCAGUAAAACUUCUAAACCAUGCUGGUGGGGUGAUGCUGGAGAGGUCGAGGAAAGAUUCAAUCCAAAGGUUAAGGGAUUAAUUUAUUAAUAUAGGAGGCAACCUAAGAAACAAUUAACUUGCUUUGCGGAGCCCUGUCUGCAGUGCUGGUGUCAGGCAUGUGGCAAAGCACACCCCAACCAGUUCGGUUUACAAAACAAGUGUUCCCCACAAACGUGCAAUGCAGUGUGGUAGCUGGAAAAUAAAAGUUCCUUUCCCUUCUCUGUCUUUGCAUUGGGCUAAUCAGCAUCUCACUUGCGUUACACCCUAGCUGUGAUCUUCCAUAGCUGAAUUAUUCAAGACUGCCUCUAAUUCCAGUAAGAGAUUUAUAACUUUAAAAACACUAUGCCUGUCUGGGGAAAGACCAGAAACAAAAAGCUCUUUCUCACACGAGACAAACCUCCACUGCAGAAGCCUCCUGCUCUGACUCUACAAAGCAGCUGCACAAAAGCACUGUUUUAUCUCAUCUGUUUUCUGUACCAAAUACUUGCACAUUCUGGUUUUCCCUGCUCCAAGUCUUUGCUUAUUUGGCUUUCUUGUCCUCCAGUAACCUCUGCAGAACUGACAUGUUCCCCCUCCUGUUUCAGUCUUCCUCCUCUCUAAUGAGCCUAUAUUCAUCAAUGGCUGCAAGUUUCCUUUGGCUUUGGACUAAUCCAGGUCCAGACAGAAAUAGACAGUGUUGACCUUUGUUGUGCUAUGUCAAAACACUAAAUCCUACUGUAGCUGGAUUAGGUGUCUUUUUUUCCAAGUCUGAGAAAGGAUGUGCAGGGAAGGCAGGUAGAAAAGGAGGCAGCAGUGACUUCAUUUGGUUCUUACUACUGCUUCCUUUAAACGUGGCAGCUCCCAACUCUUGUCCAUUUUGAAGCUGAUGACUUAUGAUGAAGUGCCACCAAAACGGUCUGAUCUUCACAAUGGUGGCAGUUUCAAUUUGCUUUAGCAGUUGUAAAUAAAGCACUGGUUUUAGACUGUUUUUCCUUUGUGCUUUUGCUCAUGUGUUUGCUAGGCUGCAAAUCAAGAUAACAGCAUUCUGUUCUUAAACUGUACAGAACUCAGUCAUGCUUUUCCUGUAAAAAGUGCACUAUAUAUACGCGUGUAUAUAUACACACAUGCUAAAUCCUUAAUAUUAACCUUAAAUUGAAAAGCUGAACAUGAAGAUUCUCGAAUCCAAACUGAAUUGUCCCUGCCACUGCAGGACAAAGCAGGAAUUCGCAUGAAGCUAACUGUUCUUUGAAAUAUUGUUUUCUAGCACCAUCUAAUAGUAGCCCUCUCAAUUGUUACAUUAACACUCUGUGUUACACACAGAGUAACUUCAAAUUUCCUCAAGUGUUAACGCGAUUAACACACUACUUAAAAAUGUACAUCUUCUGGUCAGGGCUGAGUGCCAGUCCAGCUCCCUGCACUGUCCGGCAGAGCUGGCACAGUGAUUGCAGGCUGGCUGAGGCAUGCAGAUGCAGCUCUGAACCUGUCAGCAAAGGCCAACCAGGGAGAAAAGUGUGAAGCAAAUAAAUCCUGCUGUUCUUUUCCCUCCUGUCCUGCACUCAGAAGCCUGUGAUUAUUUCUCUCUCCACAUCAUCUCAAAUGAGUGGCUUGGGAAGGGGGAGGGAAUGUAAUGAGAGACAUUCCCAAGUUUCCUCUCAUUAAACAAGAACAGAAGUGAGAAGCUUUGAAAUGUCAGACCUUCAACUGCUAAAGCUGGGUCACAAAGCAGCAACCACAACUAAGAGCUCUACAAAACAUUCUCUUACCUUGAUUUUCACUUAUCACAUUUUCAGCCUUGUGUCACUAAAAGAUAUGUUUUGUUGCUAGUGGUAACUUCUGUGCAGUGUGCAAUGGUGCACAGGGGGUGCUUGUACAAGUUUGCCAGGAAGAAAUGGAUGUUUGCACGAGGCAGUGGGUGCUCACAUGAGGGGCUGGG
Molecule: messenger RNA, 4669 nt
Organism: Lagopus muta (rock ptarmigan)
Lineage: Eukaryota; Metazoa; Chordata; Aves; Galliformes; Phasianidae
Gene: BET1L
Product: Bet1 golgi vesicular membrane trafficking protein like
Exons: 4
Coding region: 89-424 (111 amino acids)
Biological process (GO): retrograde transport, endosome to Golgi; regulation of retrograde vesicle-mediated transport, Golgi to ER
Cellular component (GO): SNARE complex; Golgi trans cisterna
Molecular function (GO): SNAP receptor activity
Source: RefSeq, a predicted model, not a curated record